Gavialis gangeticus (Gharial) is the source of this 3094-nucleotide messenger RNA. It is a transcript of the gene GRK7, whose product is annotated as G protein-coupled receptor kinase 7. The transcript has 5 exons. Gene Ontology annotation, cellular component: cytoplasm. Gene Ontology annotation, molecular function: rhodopsin kinase activity; ATP binding. NCBI's taxonomy places the organism in Eukaryota, Metazoa, Chordata, Crocodylia, Gavialidae. Gene Ontology annotation, biological process: signal transduction; regulation of signal transduction; protein phosphorylation. The coding region runs from base 26 to 1681 and encodes 551 amino acids. The record is from RefSeq and is a predicted model, not a curated record.
UUUGCCACCCCAAAAACUUGCCAAGAUGUGUGACAUGGCGGGGCUGGAUAACCUGAUCGCCAAUACAGCAUACCUGCAGGCCCGGAAGAGCACCGAUGGAGAUGCCAAGGAGAUUCAGCGGAGACGUAGGAGCCUCUCACUACCCAAACCCAAAGCUAACCAUGAGAUCAGGCAGUCUAUUCCUGCUGAUUAUGAGAGCACCUGUGAAGUGCAGCCCAUUGGCAAGAAGAUGUUCAGGGAGUUCUUAGAGACUGUGCCUGAAUAUGUCAUAGUCAAGAACUUUCUGGAUGAAGUGUCCAGAUGGGAGGUGGCGGAAGACAGCACCAAGAAUAGUAUUGUAGAGAGCCUAUUCACUAACUUUCUCAAGUCUGGCUCCAGCAGCUAUCUGGCCUUCAUAAGCUCAAACCUGGCCAGCAAAUGCCAGGAAGCCACUGAAAAGGAUUAUGAGAAUGUUGUGGAGCUGGCCAAGCAGGAGAGCAAGGCAUUCCUCCAGGACAAGCCCUUUCAGGAAUUCCAGAACAGUCGUUUCUAUGACAAGUUCCUUCAGUGGAAAGUCUUUGAGAAGCAGCCAGUAAAUGAAAAGUAUUUCUAUGAAUACCGGGUGUUGGGCAAAGGCGGCUUUGGAGAGGUGUGUGCCAUCCAAGUAAAAAACACUGGCAAGAUGUAUGCUUGUAAGAAACUAGAUAAGAAGAGGUUAAAGAAGAAAAGUGGGGAGAAGAUGGCUCUGCUAGAGAAGGAAAUCUUGGAGAAGGUCAACAGUCGUUUUAUAGUCUCCCUUGCCUAUGCCUUUGAGAGCAAAAGCCACCUAUGUUUAGUCAUAAGUCUCAUGAAUGGAGGGGAUCUUAAAUACCACAUCUACAACAUUGGUGAGAGGGGCUUGGAAAUGAGCAGAGUCAUCUUUUAUUCAGCUCAGAUCACCUGUGGGAUUCUGCAUCUUCACUCCAUUAACAUCGUGUACAGGGACAUGAAGCCAGAAAAUGUCCUUCUGGAUGAUGAUGGCCACUGCAGGUUGUCUGACUUGGGUUUGGCAGUGGAAGUGAAAGAGGGGAAACCCAUCAACCAGAGGGCUGGAACUAAUGGUUAUAUGGCUCCUGAAAUUCUGAUGGAAGAAAAUUAUUCCUUCUCUGUGGACUGGUUUGCUAUGGGAUGUAGUAUAUACGAGAUGAUUGCAGGUCGAACUCCAUUCAAGGAUUUCAAAGAAAAGAUCACUAAGGAUGAAGUGAAAAGAAGAACCUUAGAAGAUGAGGUAACAUUUGAGCAUCCAAACUUCACAAAAGAAGCAAAAGAUAUUUGCACACUGUUCUUGGCUAAGAAAACAGAGAAUCGUUUAGGAAGCAGAAACUCAGAUGAUGAUCCAAGAAAACACAGUUUCUUCAAAACAAUACAUUUCCACAGGUUGAAUGCAGGCCUGAUAGACCCCCCUUUUGUGCCAGAUCCAUCAGUUGUCUAUGCUAGGGAUCUUGCAGACAUUGCUGACUUCUCUGAAGUGCGAGGAAUUGAAUUUGAUGAGAAAGAUAAGAAGUUCUUCAAGAAGUUUGCAACAGGUGCUGUCCCUCGAGCCUGGCAGGAAGAAAUUAUUGAAACAGGACUGUUUGAAGAAUUGAAUGAUCCUAACAGGCUAGAUACUGGAGGAUGUGCAAACGGAGGUGAAGUUAAAUCAGGAGUUUGCGUGCUGUUUUAAAUAUCACAUCAUUAACAAAAGGUGUUAAGAUGCACCAUGGAACUUUCCAGAUUCUUGCAGUGUUUCAAAAACUCAGCUAAGCUGUUAAACAAAACCCAGAUGAUUUAACAUGGGACAUCAACAGGACAAGUUAGGACCCUAAAUUGAAUAGACAAUAUUAAUUAAUCUUGUUCUAACAAAAGAGAUAAUGUCUUUAUUCCACUGGAGACUAUCAAAAUGAAAACGCAUGUUUAUUUUAAGAAAUUUAGGAAUAUAACAAUCCAGCAGUGUUCCUGUGAAAUGCAUACAACAAUAACAUGGUCAGAAGGCACCUGUUUUAAAAAUAACUGAGUCUGACAUUUGUAAUAUGCUCAUUUCCUUUCUUGAUUUCUCUCCCUCUACAUCUUUUUCUCUUACUGGAUCAGUAGCUAUAUUAGUGGAUACCAUAGUCUAAAUAUAUAGUUUUAUUUGUUCUUAUACAAAAAUUGAUGCACUUCUGUUUGUAUUUCUAUUUUUGAACAUCCUGAAUUGAAUUAUUUUGGGACCCAUUUCUGCAAAAAAUUGGGAUUAUGUUAAGUACUUGCUACCUAGAGAGGUCCUAGUUACUACUCACAGCAGUAGUUUUUCUCUUUGUUCUAUAGUUUUCAGUAAAAGUUUUUAAAUUUUGAAAUAAUAGUCUCAGUGAUUAGACAAUGUAGACCUCAUGCAUCACAUCAAACUUAGGGAUCUCAUUGGCUAUCUAAAUUUCUUGAUUUCUUCCAGCUCGUAGGUGAUUCAGUUGUGAAAAUUCCAGGUUCUUCUUAUUGUAAAAGGGUUUCACAGUCAACAGAAGUGAGGAUUUAGUUCAAAUUCUCCUUCAGGUUGAUGUCAAUAGACUGAGGGUGAUACUGUGCCAGUGAAAUUUAGAGCAGAAUUUGACUGUUAUUAUAUAAGAUUAUACUAUUAAGUAAAUAUACCCGGUAUAAAUAAAUAGUAAUUUAUUGGUGAAUGCAGAUUCUUUUUUGUUACCAAGUUAAACUUUCUAUCAGGUUUCCUGAUAAUGUAUCUGUAUUUUGGUGAAUCCUGUAGUUUAAAUUAAACUACAAAUAGAUCUCACCAGUUUGUAACUGGCUUUUAAAAUGAAAACUGUCUAAAUGCAUUAGAAAUGUCAAUUCAGUAAGACACAAAAAUAUUGUACUAUUUUUAUAAGUGCUUUAAAGGUGGAAAAUUAUGUAUAUAUUUAUACUUUUAAUUUAAAUGAAUAGUUUACUAGUUCUUACAAAGUAUUUGAUAUAGUUCUGUUUUUAUUUACCUAUUUUGGGGCAUCCUGAUUUGAAUUAUAUGGGGAUCCAUUUCUGCAAAAUAUUGGUUAGGUUCAGUGUUUACUACCUAAAGGGUGUGUCUACAUGAGAUGCUAAAAGUGUAGUGACUAAUUCUACUGCGCAUUAGCGUAUG